Geodia barretti is the source of this 231-nucleotide messenger RNA. The record is from the annotation of a GenBank genome assembly. Lineage: Eukaryota; Metazoa; Porifera; Demospongiae; Tetractinellida; Geodiidae.
AUGUGUGCUGCCGGGGACACGGACCCACAGCAGCCGCAUACGGAGGAUGAAAUCUAUUAUGUGGUGAGCGGGUCGGCGCGGUUGCAGGUGGGCGACGAGGACAGGGAGAUAAAGCCUGGGACGGUCAUAUUCGUGGAGACGGACGCGCCGCAUCGGUUUCACUCGAUAACGGAGACGCUGACGCUGCUGGUGGUGUUCGCGCCGCCGAGACGGUCGCGGGCUGAGGGCUAA